AUGGGCUUAUUAUCGCGAGUGAGCGGUUAUUAUGGAUCGGUAAUCGUGAUCAUUCUUGGGAUGAUCCUGGCAGUGCGCUCAGCGAGGCUUAGGCGAAAACUUCCGCCUGGUCCAAGAGCUCUUCCUCUCAUAGGAAAUCUAUUGGAUCUCCCACGCAACCACGAAUGGUUGACGUACGUUGAGUGGGGGAGAAAAUUCAAUUCCGAUAUCGUUCACUUCGAAUUCGCCGGUACCACGACCAUAAUCUUGAACUCCUAUGAGGCCAUUAACGACCUUUUGGAAAAGCGGUCAAACAUAUAUUCAAGCAGGCCGAAAUGGACGAUGUUGAAUGAGGUGAUUGGAUGGGGUUGGAUACUUAUCACAAUGCCCUAUGGGAAGUCGUGGAAUACCCGCCGAAAACUCGUUCAUCAAGAAUUCAACCCCAAGCAAUCAGAACGAUAUGAACCGCAAACAGUCAAGGCAGUCAGGAAUCUACUGGUUGACCUUCUUCGUGAACCCGACAACUUUUACCAUCUUCUUCGACACAUGGCCGGUUCUUUAAUUCUCUCUAUAACCUAUGGCAUCACCAUUAAACCGGCCGAAAUCGGUGACCCCGCGAUAGACACAGCUGAUCGAGCACUUGAGGGUUUCGUGGCUGCUGCUAUCCCGGGGUCAUUCCUAGUCGACUACCUUCCGACUCUCAAAUACCUACCUUCAUGGUUUCCUGGGGCAUCUUUCAAACUCAAAGGAAGAGAAUGGGGGAAGGAUGCCGAUAAGAUGUUGAACGAGCCGUUUGAUAUUGUCAAGGAGCAGAUUGUUAACGGAUCAAUCAAGCCCUGUUUUGUCUCUUACUGUUUAGAGAGGAAGAAUACCGAUGAUGCGGAUGAAACAGUUGUACGGGAAUCUGCUGGUGCUAUGUAUCUUGCUGGCACCGACACGACCGUCUGUGCCCUUCAUAUAUUCAUCCUCGCCAUGGUGUGCUACCCCGAAGCCCAGAGAUUAGCUCAAGAAGAACUGGACAGGGUUGUCGGCCCAGACAGGCUACCGGAUUUGAAGGAUCGCGAUGACUUGCCAUACAUUACAGCUAUUCUGAGAUCAUGCGCUGGCAACCAGUCAAUCCACUUGCUUUAG
Molecule: messenger RNA, 1110 nt
Organism: Marasmius oreades (fairy-ring Marasmius)
Lineage: Eukaryota; Fungi; Basidiomycota; Agaricomycetes; Agaricales; Marasmiaceae
Exons: 12
Coding region: 1-1110 (369 amino acids)
Molecular function (GO): oxidoreductase activity, acting on paired donors, with incorporation or reduction of molecular oxygen; monooxygenase activity; iron ion binding
Source: RefSeq, a predicted model, not a curated record